GUCCUUCGCUUGCUUUGAAUGGAAGAAUGUGGAGAAAAAGUGGCCAACAAAUGUAGAUAAAAUCACACACAGAUAUCUAGGUAGGAGAAGAAAAAGAAGGAUUGAUAGAUCUAGGCAGGCUGGAAGAAGCUCUAGAGCCCUAGAGAAGAGAAUAGAUAGACAAUGGGGUCUGAUGCGAGGCCUGGCGGCUUCGAUUGCUUGGAAGAGCUAGUGCGGCACAAGGGAUGCGUUGUCAAGGAUGGCGGAUUUGCAACGCAGCUGGAGAAGCACGGCGCUCUCCUCAACGAUCCGUUGUGGAGCGCGCUCUGCCUCAUCACCAAUCCGGGCCUCAUCGCUAAGGUGCAUUGGGAGUACUUGGAAUCGGGAGCGGAAGUUCUUGUCACAUCCUCGUAUCAGGCCACACUUCAGGGAUUCCAGUCUCGUGGGAUAAGUCUGGAAGAAAGCGAGGCUCUUCUCCGCAAAAGCGUGACGCUGGCUUGUGAAGCUCGGGAUCGGUUCUGGAGGACAAAGAGAGCUCAAGGAGCUGAGAGAUUUAAUCGUCCUCUAGUCGCAGCUUCGAUUGGAAGCUAUGGAGCAUUUCUAGCAGAUGGUUCCGAGUAUAGCGGUGACUAUGGUCCAGGAAUGACUCUAAAAAAGCUCAAAGAUUUCCAUCGACGAAGGCUUCAAAUUCUUAGCAGCUGCGGCCCAGACUUACUUGCCAUCGAAACAAUUCCCAGCAAACUCGAAGCUCAGGCUUUUAUCGAGUUGCUCGGAGAGGAGGAUAUUGACGUACCAGCAUGGAUAGCAUUUAGCUCCAAAGACGGGAAAAAUGUGGUGUCUGGAGACAACUUCUCGGAAUCCAUAGCCAUGCUCGAUAAGUGUGACAAAGUUGUGGCUGUGGGAAUCAACUGCUGUCCUCCACAUUUUGUGGAAGGACUUAUUCACGAAGCUCGCAAGGCUACCUCAAAAACAAUCGUGGUUUAUCCUAACAGUGGAGAGCAAUAUGACCCGAAGACCAAACUUUGGAAGCAUGAAGAGAAUUGUGAAAAGGAUUUUAUGGCGUUUGUCAAAAACUGGAAGCGAGCUGGGGCUAAUGUGAUUGGUGGCUGCUGCCGAACGACUCCAGACACAGUGAGAGGUAUUUGCUCGGCAAUUUUUUGAAACAUAAACCCAGCCAGCUCUCAAUUUUGUAUAACUCAUAAAAAAUAUGUUCACUCAAACGCAAAUCUCAGAGGCUCUAGAUAAGAGCGGGGCGCAAAGGUUGCCCCAUUUAGUCUAUUCUUGAAGAAAAAGAAGAGUUGCUCAAGGCUGCUCGGAGGCAAGAAAAUCAAGGUGAAGCAGCAGCAGAAGACGAAGAAGACCGUGGCGGAAGUUCAACAAGAGCCGCAUGGAUCCAGGUGCUGCAAUAGAAAGGGCUUUCGUGGAGUGAAGACGGGAAGGUAAGGUGGACGCUCUCUUGCUGCUGGCCAUGGCCUCAGGGAUGCUGUGAAGAUGAUGAUUGCAAAGUGAGGAGAAGCAGACAGGGUAUGCCAAGGCAUGGCAUUAAUAACAGCUAUAUUAAUCCUUCCUUUGAGAUUAUGACUUUAGAUCAACACAAUAUACUUUAUAGCAUAAUGUUUUAA
Molecule: messenger RNA, 1601 nt
Organism: Selaginella moellendorffii
Lineage: Eukaryota; Viridiplantae; Streptophyta; Lycopodiopsida; Selaginellales; Selaginellaceae
Product: homocysteine S-methyltransferase 1
Exons: 7
Coding region: 163-1140 (325 amino acids)
Biological process (GO): S-methylmethionine cycle
Molecular function (GO): S-adenosylmethionine-homocysteine S-methyltransferase activity
Source: RefSeq, a predicted model, not a curated record